Messenger RNA from Dioscorea cayenensis subsp. rotundata (Guinea yam), 858 nucleotides. RefSeq names its product GTPase activating protein 1-like. NCBI's taxonomy places the organism in Eukaryota, Viridiplantae, Streptophyta, Magnoliopsida, Dioscoreales, Dioscoreaceae. Bases 125 to 625 code for a protein of 166 amino acids. The record is from RefSeq and is a predicted model, not a curated record. The transcript has 3 exons.
CAGAGACACGGAGAUUGGCUCUACAAAGUCGUAGGGGAGAGCGCCUUCUUCUUUCGGUGGUUCAGGAGCGAGCUAACCAAACAAGUCUUGGUGGUGUUCUAGAGAGAGUGUGAGAAGAGAGAAGAUGGUGGAGCAUUUGCUUGGAUUACUGAGGGUGAAAGUGGUGAGAGGAGUCAACCUCGCCAUCCGAGAUUUGAGGAGUAGUGACCCUUAUGUUGUCCUUAGGAUGGGCAAGCAGAAAUUGAAGACUAAAGUUAUCAGGAAGAAUGUCAAUCCAGAGUGGAAUGAAGAGUUAACUCUCUCUGUGGAGGAUUGUAGUCUUCCUGUCAGACUUGAAGUAUAUGAUAAGGACACAUUCAGCUUGGAUGAUCCCAUGGGGAAUGCUGAAUUUGACAUCCAGCCAUUUGUGGAGGUUCUGAAGAUGAAUUUAGCAAAUGUCCCAAAUGGUACUGUUAUCACAAAAGUAUCACCAACCCGACAAAACUGCCUGGCUGAGGAGAGCCCCAUCUACUGGUCUGACGGAAAGGUCAUCCAAGACUUGGUCCUUCGACUCCGCAAUGUGGAAUGCGGUGAAAUUGAACUUCAGCUACGUUGGGUUAACGUGCCUGGCUCCAAGGGUUUGUAGGAUAUAUUAUCUGACACUGUUAGCCGGCAAGAAUGGCCUUUUAGUUCCUCGGCCGCAUAUCCAAUUUAAUAGUACAAUGGUUUGUUUGUAGUCCUCCUCCCCUGCGUCUGGUAUAUAAAACCUUAGCAAACGGUGAUGGCAGUAUUCUAUAUGAAACUUGAGUUAUGAUAUAACUAGUUGUACAUGUCUAUAUAUCAUACUAUGAUAAAAUUUCUAGUUGUUUCUGGUUUGAA